Molecule: messenger RNA, 4289 nt
Organism: Lates calcarifer (barramundi perch)
Lineage: Eukaryota; Metazoa; Chordata; Actinopteri; Centropomidae
Gene: mybpc3
Product: myosin binding protein C3
Exons: 33
Coding region: 16-3891 (1291 amino acids)
Molecular function (GO): protein binding
Source: RefSeq, a predicted model, not a curated record
AGGAGAUCAUUCAGGAUGCCAGAGCCAGUCAAAAAAGCAGUUUCAGCAUUUACCAAGAAACCAAAGACUCAGGAGGCAGAGGAGGGGUCCUCUGUGGUCUUUGAAGCCGAGACCGAGAAGCCUGAUGCUAAAGUAAAAUGGCAGUGCAACUCAAAGGACGUUGCCAGUGGUGACAAAUUUGCGAUCACAGCCGACGGAAACAAGCACUCCCUCACUAUAAGAGCCGUAACCAAGGAAGAUGCCAAUGUCUAUGCAGUGAUUGCUGGGGGGUCAAAGGUCAAGUUUGAGCUGAAGGUUGUAGCAAAGCCAGAAGCUCCAGUCGAGGCCCCCGCUGCUGCACCCGGGGAGUCCCGCAGUGUAGAACCAAAACCGGCCCCUGCUCCGCCUGCAGCAACACCCACAGGGGCAGACACAGCUGCCCCAGCGGCUGGUGCUGCUCAUCCAGCAGAGGAUGCACAGCCUCCAGAUACCAGACAGGACCUGACUGGACUCUUCACAGAGAAGCCGCAGAGCGGAGAAGUCACUGUGGGUGGAAACAUCACGUUUGUAGCUAAAGUGAAUGCUGAAUCAUUGCUGAAGAAACCCACCAUCAAAUGGUUCAAAGGGAAGUGGAUGGACCUCGCCAGCAAGUCUGGAAAACACCUGCAGCUAAAGGAGACGUAUGACCGCAACACUAAGGUCUACACGUUUGAGAUGCAAAUCAUUGCUGCCAAGGCUAACUUCGCUGGAGGUUACAGAUGUGAGGUUUCAUCCAGGGACAAGUUUGACAGCUGUAAUUUUGAAUUGGCUGUGCAUGAGGCCGCUACCUCUGAAGGUUUCGACAUAAGAGCAGCUUUUAGGCGCACGAGUGAAGGCGGUAAGAAGAGAAGUGGACCAUCAACAAGUAGUACAGAUGGAAAUGAAGACUCAGGCGAGCUGGACUUCAGCACUUUGUUAAAAAAGAGCAGCAGUUUCUUAAAAUCCUCAAAUCGCGCUGUGCAGGUGAGCACAGAGUCUGAUGUGGACGUGUGGGAGAUCCUCAGCCACGCUCCUGCUUCAGAAUAUGAGAAGAUCGCUUUCCAGUAUGGCAUCACCGACCUGAGAGGCAUGCUCAAGAGACUGAAGAAGAUGAAGAAAGAGGAGAAGAAGAGCGCAGCUUUCCUUAAAAAGUUGGAUCCUGCCUACCAGGUGACAAAGGGGCACAAAAUAAAACUGGCUGUUGAGGUUGCCAAUCCAGAUGUUGAGGUGAAAUGGCUGAAGAACGGGCAAGAAAUUCAAAAAACUGGAAGCAAGUACAUAUUUGAGAGUGUCGGCAACAUGCGCUACCUCACCAUCAACCACUGCUCCCUGGCAGAUGAUGCUGCAUAUUCCUGUGUGGUGGGGGAGGAGAAAUGCACCACUGAGCUCUUUGUUAAAGAGCCUCCUGUCCUGAUUGUGAAGAAUCUGGAGGAUCAGAUGGUCAUGAAGGGCGAGCGGGUGGAGUUGGAGUGUGAAGUCUCAGAAGAAGGAGCCAGUGUUAAAUGGGAGAAAGAUGGCGUGGAACUGACAAGAGACGAGUCUUUUAAGUACCGGUUCAAGAAAGACGGCUGCAAACACAUUCUGAUCAUUAACGAAGCCACGAAGGAAGACUGCGGCCACUACAAGGUUAAAACAAAUGGCGGCGAGUCGAUGGCUGAGCUCAUGGUGCAGGAGAAAGAACUGGAGGUCUACCAGAGCAUCGCGGACCUCACGGUGAAAGCGAAGGAUCAGGCUGUUUUCAAGUGUGAGGUGUCAGAUGAGAAUGUGAGGGGAACUUGGUACAAGAACGGUGUAGAGGUCAAGCCCGAUGCCAGAGUAAAUAUCACACAUAUCGGCAGGAUCCACAAACUGACCAUUGAUGAUGUCAAACCAGAGGAUGAGGGCGACUACACAUUUGUACCUGAUGGCUAUGCUUUCAACCUGUCUGCCAAACUCAAUUUCUUGGAGGUGAAGAUUGAUUAUGUGCCGCGCCAAGAUCCUCCUAAGAUCCACCUGGACUGCAUGAGUUGCACUGCUGAGUCAACCAUCGUGGUGGUGGCUGGCAACAAACUGCGUCUGGACGUCCCAAUCACUGGAGACCCUGCUCCUACUGUGGUCUGGACCAAAGGAGAGAAGGCUAGUUCUGUAAAACCUGAAGGAGAAGAGAAAGGAGGGCGGACAACCACUUGGACCAUGACGGGUGGGGAAGUCGUCACAGAGGGAGACGGCAGGGUCCACGUCGAAACCACCAAGGGCCACUGUAUCUUCACCAUCGAGGGGGCCGAGAGGCAGGACGAGGGAAUCUACUCUGUCGUGGUUCGAAACCCUGCUGGGGAAGACACUGCAGAUAUCAACGUGAAAGUUGUUGAUGUUCCAGAUCCUCCCCAGGCUCCCAGAAUCCUCAGCGUGGGAGAGGACUCCUGCGUUGUCCAGUGGGAUCCCCCUCUGUUUGAUGGCGGACAGCCAGUCAUCGGCUAUGUGCUGGAGAGAAAGAAGACAAAGAGCUACAGGUGGAUGAGGCUGAACUUUGACCCUUACCCUGAAACCACCUACGAAGCCAAGCGGAUGAUCGAAGGAGUGCCGUAUGAAAUGCGAGUCUAUGCCGUCAACAGCAUCGGCAUGUCUCGUCACAGUCCCGCCUCACAGCCAUUUGUGCCAGUCGCCCCUACAAGUGAGCCCAUUGGACUGUGCGUCGACGACAUCAGCGACACUUCCAUUUCGCUGAAGUGGCGGGCGCCUGAGAGGAUCGGCUCGGCUGAACUCGAGGGUUAUGUGGUUGAGUACUGCAAGGAAGGCACUGAUGAAUGGAUACCAGCCAUUCAGGGCCUGACUGAGAGGACAUCAUUGAUUAUCAGAGACCUCACCACCGGGGACAAGCUGCAGUUCCGUGUGCGAGCCUACAACAUGGCGGGACCCAGUGCUCCGGCCACUCUGGCUCAGCCUGUCACCAUCAGAGAGAUAAUGCAACGCCCCAAAAUCUGGCUCCCAAGAAAUCUCCGCCAGACUAUCGUCAAGAAAGUUGGAGACACUGUCAACCUUUUGAUUCCAUUCCAGGGUAAGCCCAGGCCAAUUGUUACAUGGAGCAAAGAUGGGGAGCCUCUGAACCCCACGUUCGCCAACGUGAGGAACAGCGACUUAGAUACAAUCCUCUUCAUCCGUAAGACAGAGAGAAAACACUCGGGGAAGUAUGAUCUUAAGGUGCAGAUUGAGAACGUGGAAGACACAGUGAGCAUCAAUCUGCAGAUUGUUGAUCUCCCAGGGCCCCCUCAGGCUCUGAAGAUCAUGGAUGUCUGGGGCUUCAAUGUGGCACUGGAGUGGAAGCCACCUAAGGACAACGGUAACUGUGAAAUCACCGGUUACACCAUUCAGAAAGCUGACAAGAAGACCAUGGAGUGGUAUACAGUCUAUGAACAAUACAGGCGAACCAACUGCGUCUCAUCUGACCUGAUCAUGGGGAAUGAGUACGUCUUCCGCGUCUUCGCCAUGAAUCUGGUGGGCCUCAGUCCAGAAGCCUGCAACACGAAAGACAGCGCUUACAUCCAGAAAACAGGCAUCAUGUACAAGCCGCCCACCUACAAAGAGCAUGACUUCUCAGAGGCUCCUAAGUUCACACAUCCUUUAGUGAAUCGCUCCAUCAUCGCAGGAUACAACGCGACCCUCAGCUGCUCAGUCAGAGGCAUACCAAAGCCCAAAGUGACCUGGUACAAGAACAAGAUGGACAUCACAAAUGAAGCCAAGUACCGGAUGCUCAGUAAGCAAGGCGUCCUGACGCUGGAGAUCCGUAAGCCCUGUCCAUUCGACGGGGGAGUGUAUACGUGCAAAGCGGUCAACGACAGCGGAGAAGACAUAGUGGAGUGUAAACUGGAGGUUCGCCCUCAAAUAGCUAAAGAAGAAAAGAAAGAUGUAAAGAAGUGAGAGUUUCCAGCUGCUGACUGAAAAGCAGAUCCAUGUGUCUCCAGCGACUCCUGCAUGUUGACUGUUUUGUGUCAUGAGAAACUCUUCACCUGCUUCACAAACUGUUUAACCCACAUCUUCCCUCAUCUGCAAUCGUCAUCCUCACUGUCAUGUUAGUAUGGUGUACCACUCAGUUGCGGACCUGAGCGGGGCUCAUGCUUAAAUUUGCUGUUCGUUAAAAGUGAUUCAUGGUUUGUCACGCUGUUUCUCAUUCAUUUCAAGGACUAGACUUACAUGGAUAAUAGUGUGUAGUUAAUAUGAAUAAUAGCAUUAUUUAUGAAACUAAUCUAUGAGUUGUCAUCUUACAGUGUUUUUAGUGAGUGGUUUGUGUGCAUAAAGAUUAUUUCAAAAACACAGAA